Sungouiella intermedia is the source of this 936-nucleotide messenger RNA. The record is from the annotation of a GenBank genome assembly. NCBI's taxonomy places the organism in Eukaryota, Fungi, Ascomycota, Pichiomycetes, Serinales, Metschnikowiaceae.
AUGGAUAAUGGACCACCACCUGCGGGUACUCCGGCCCGCAAGAUCCCCACGACCAGGGUUCACUUGAUUUCGGGAGCCACUGCUGGUCUCGUGUCUGCUUUUACUUUGCAACCUCUCGACCUCUUGAAAACCAGAUUGCAACAACAGCAGCUGGAGGUGGCGGGCUACCGGACGUCAAUUGGGAAGGAACUCAAAAAGCUCACCAACGUUAAGGAUUUGUGGCGUGGUGUUCUUCCCUCUACUCUCAGAACAUCUGUUGGUGCCGGUCUUUACUUUACCAUGCUUUCGCAGACCAGAACGUACUUGGCCACCUUGAAGAAAAACAGAGGAGAGCUGACACUGAGUAUCUUACCAAAGCUUUCUCAUGCAGAAAACUUGGCCACUGGUUUCUUCGUUCGUGCGGCAGUGGGAGUGAUUACCAUGCCCAUUACGGUGGUGAAAACUCGCUUUGAGUCCAGCAUUUACUCGUACAACUCACUCUAUGAAAGUUUUGACGGUAUCUACCGCGACGGCAGCCCGAACGGCUCUUUCCGCCACUUCUUCAAGGGAACGUUUGCUACCUUGGCUAGAGAUUGUCCCUAUGCUGGGCUCUACGUUCUUUUUUAUGAGGCGUUCAAAAACGACUUAUUUCCAAUUGUUUUUGCACCCUUGCAAAGUGAAGCUUACUUUGCGUCGUUGAACAACUCCACUUCGGCAGUUUUGGCUGCUUCAGUCUCUACCACCAUUACAGCACCUUUUGAUGCCAUCAAGACUAGGUUACAGCUCAAUUCAGCCACUACAAGAGCACCUACAUUAGUGUCUGUGGCACAGAAGUUGUUGCAGGAACCUGGAGGAGUAAAAAAUUUGUUCAGUGGGCUUUCGUUGCGGUUGGGCAGAAAGGGUCUUAGUGCUGGUAUCAGUUGGUGCAUGUACGAAGAGUUGCUCAAGUUCUUGUAA